This is a messenger RNA of Ficedula albicollis (Collared flycatcher), 840 nucleotides long. Its product is annotated as heparan sulfate glucosamine 3-O-sulfotransferase 3B1-like. Bases 1 to 840 code for a protein of 279 amino acids. The transcript is spliced from 3 exons. The record is from RefSeq and is a predicted model, not a curated record. Gene Ontology annotation, molecular function: [heparan sulfate]-glucosamine 3-sulfotransferase activity. Lineage: Eukaryota; Metazoa; Chordata; Aves; Passeriformes; Muscicapidae.
AUGCUCUUCCUCUGGCUCUAUAUGUUCUACUCGUGCGCCGGCUCCUGCGCCGGGCUCGCCGCCCCGCCGCUGCUCCCGCUGCUGCCGGGAGAGCCGAGCGAGGAGAGCAGCCUGGAGGAGCAGCGGGCAGCGCCCGACGCCGGCAGCCCCAUCUCCAGCUUCUUCAACAGCUCCGGUACCAAGCGGCUGCCGCAGGCCAUCAUCAUCGGCGUGAAGAAGGGGGGGACGCGGGCGCUGCUGGAGUUCCUGCGGGUGCACCCCGACGUGCGCGCCGUCGGUGCCGAGCCCCACUUCUUCGACCGCAACUACGAGCGGGGACUCGCCUGGUACAGGGAGCUGAUGCCCAGGACCCUGGAGGGACAGAUCACCAUGGAGAAGACCCCCAGCUACUUCGUCACCAAGGAGGCCCCGGCGCGCAUCUCCUCCAUGUGCAAGGGCACCAAGCUGAUCGUGGUGGUGCGGGACCCCGUGACCAGAGCCAUCUCGGACUACACCCAGACGCUCUCCAAGAAACCUGACAUCCCCACCUUCGAGAGCCUGACCUUCAAAAACAGGACUACGGGCCUGAUUGACACCUCGUGGAGCGCCAUCCAGAUCGGCAUCUACGCCAAGCACCUGGAGAACUGGCUCCUCCACUUCCCCAUCGGGCAGAUCCUCUUUGUCAGCGGGGAGAGGCUGAUCAGCGACCCUGCGGGGGAGCUGGGCAGGGUCCAGGACUUUCUGGGCCUCAAGAGGAUCAUCACCGACAAACACUUCUACUUUAACAAAACCGGGAAUCUCCUGCUUUUCUGCUUCUUUGUUAAUAAUCCCCCUCAAAUCCCUAAAUCAAUGGGAAAUUGA